This is a messenger RNA of Onychostruthus taczanowskii (white-rumped snowfinch), 1356 nucleotides long. It is a transcript of the gene SGK2, whose product is annotated as serum/glucocorticoid regulated kinase 2. The coding region runs from base 118 to 1356 and encodes 412 amino acids. Lineage: Eukaryota; Metazoa; Chordata; Aves; Passeriformes; Passeridae. The record is from RefSeq and is a predicted model, not a curated record. Gene Ontology annotation, molecular function: protein serine/threonine kinase activity; ATP binding. The transcript has 15 exons. Gene Ontology annotation, biological process: protein phosphorylation.
GGGAGCCCUGUCUGCAGACAGAGGAACAUCUGCGUGCUCUGCUUCCCAAGGACACCCGGAGCCAGCAGCUGAAUUCCUGCCCCAGCUACAAGGAGAGGAGAUUAUUUUGGCUGGCUUAUGUUCGUGGCCUGGAUGGAGCCUUCUUCCACUGCCCUGGGCAAGACAAAAGAACUCAUCAAGCACGGCCGGGAGAGGAUAGAACAAACCAUCAAGGCCUCUGGCUCCAGGCUCUGCUCAUAUGCUGAGCGAGUUGUUUUUUUAAUGGAUCGUUCCCGGAGCCCAGACAAAAGCACCCAGCCUUCAACUCCAACCGAAAACAUCAACCUCGGACCUUCUGCUAACCCCAAUGCCAAGCCAACAGACUUUGACUUCCUGAAGGUUAUUGGCAAAGGAAGCUUUGGCAAAGUUCUCCUGGCCAAACGCAAGUGUGAUGGGACUUUUUAUGCAGUGAAAGUCUUGCAUAAGAAAACCAUCCUUAAGAAAAAGGAGCAAAACCACAUCAUGGCAGAACGCAACGUGCUCCUGAAAAAUGUCAAGCACCCCUUCCUUGUGGGGCUCCACUACUCCUUCCAGACCUCAGAGAAGCUUUACUUUGUGCUUGACUAUGUAAAUGGAGGAGAGCUCUUCUUCCACUUGCAAAGGGAGCGCUGUUUCCGUGAGCCCCGGGCCCGUUUCUAUGCUGCAGAAGUGGCCAGUGCCAUUGGGUACCUGCAUUCCCUAAACAUCAUCUACAGGGACUUAAAGCCUGAGAACAUCCUCCUGGAUUGCCAGGGACACAUAGUAUUGACAGACUUUGGACUCUGCAAAGAAGGAAUGGAGCAAGAGGAGACAACUUCUACCUUUUGUGGCACUCCUGAGUAUCUGGCUCCUGAGGUGCUAAAGAAGCAGCCCUAUGACAGGACAGUAGACUGGUGGUGCCUAGGAGCUGUCCUCUAUGAAAUGCUCUUUGGACUGCCUCCUUUUUACAGCCGGGAUGUGUCUCAGAUGUAUGACAACAUUCUGCACAAGCCACUACAGAUCCAAGGAACGAAGACUGUGGCAGCUUGUGACAUCCUUCAAGGACUUCUUCACAAGGACCAGAAGAGGAGGCUGGGUGCCAAAACAGACUUUCUUGAGAUAAAGAACCACGUAUUCUUCAGCCCAAUAAACUGGGAUGAUUUAUAUCACAAGAGGAUUACCCCACCAUUCAACCCCAAUGUGGCUGGCCCAGCUGAUCUGCGACACUUUGAUCCCGAGUUCACCCAGGAAGCCAUCUCUGCCUCCAUCACCCGCACGCCUGACCUUGCAGCCAGCAGCUCCAGUGCCUCAGACGCGUUUUUAGGAUUUUCAUAUGCACCAACUGAAGAGGACAUUUAA